This is a messenger RNA of Xiphophorus hellerii (green swordtail), 2347 nucleotides long. RefSeq names its product translation initiation factor IF-2-like. Lineage: Eukaryota; Metazoa; Chordata; Actinopteri; Cyprinodontiformes; Poeciliidae. The record is from RefSeq and is a predicted model, not a curated record. The transcript is spliced from 7 exons. The coding region runs from base 378 to 1172 and encodes 264 amino acids.
UGUUCCUCAUCUGUAAAUUUAUUUAUGAAGAAUAUCUGACAGGGACUAAACAAGCCUAGGUGGCUCUAAUGAUGCAACUCUCAGAAUCUGAGCGUGAGGCCAUCUGUGUGCCAGGGUGGGUGCGUGUAUGUGGCAAAGGACAUAAGAGCUGAGGGUCAGUGGUGACCCCUCCCACGCAGAGGACCCCCCCCCCUUGCUCUCUGCGUGCGUGUGUGACAAGACUUAAAGCUGGACAUAUACCUCACGCGUUCUUUUAAAAGCAGACGUCAUCUCGGGGUAAGAAUCACAGCUCUCCAGAAUUUCGACUCACUUUUGUUACAAAUCCAGCUGUAUUUCCAAACUUGAUAAUUUUCUUUAAACAAGUAUUAUUUUGAAUCAUGUCCGACUUUACAGGAAGACCUGCAGCUAUAAGUUCUCAGGUUCUGUCCACGUUGUUCGAUCGGGCAGUCUCAGAAGAUCCAAACAUUGUCUUAGAGUCGGAAUUUAUAAGCGAUCUUGCCAAUACUCAGGAGACAUACCAGAACCACACAGCAUUAAACAAUACAAUUGAUAACCGGGAGAAUCCUAGGAAGAACCGCUUGUCAUUGAAUAAAAAAAGAACUGACUCUGAAGCUAUCAGAUCAUCACAGCUGGUGAAUACGGCUCUGACACCAUCCGGUUCUGUUCAGACAGGAGUACACAGCAUAACCCGUGAUGAAGACGUAAUUCUCAUCUCGUCUGAAUCGGAAGACGAACCUGUGGCAGACCUGCCUUCAGGGCAGAGAUUUGAUUUCAUCUCCGUCACGCCUCCUCCCACACCACGGCAGGCUGCCAGGGCAAGGCCAGACAUCGAACAGAGAGCAGAACCAGAACCUGAAGCGGAACCGGAACCAGAACCUGAAGCGGAACCGGAACCAGAAGCGCUACCUGAGAGGCCUACUAAUUCUCACCACCCAUCUUCCGGACUCAGGGGCUGGGAGAGGAAGAGGAGAGCACAUAAUCUCCAAUUCAGAACCGUUUUAUUAGAUGGAUUGAUUACAGAAUCUUUCAUGCUGCUGGACAGACCUCCUACGGACAGAGGACGACGACGACAAGCUCUGGCUCGCAACCGAGAACAAGUUAAAAUCCUGCUACAAGCCAGCAGAACAGUGUUGCAUAAUCUUUCCUCCGAUGCAAAGGUGAUUGUGAAAUGAAUCAUGUAUGAUUUGUCUCUUAUAACUCAGUAAAGAAUGGAAGACCAACAAGCUAGAGUUGAAUCAUCUCAAUCAGAUUAUUCCCAACAAAUUUCUAAUUCCAUCCAAACUCUGCAAACACUUGCAUUAGCAUUGAAUACUGGGGGAAAUGACUUUUCACAGAGCCCUGCUCUUAGCCCUGCUAGAUCACCAAUCUCUGAUAUUUUAAACGCAUCUGAAGUCUCAGACUAUUUAAGACAAAUUAACGAUGCAGUCCGCGGUUUAAAUGACUACAUAUCUCCGCAAAACUCACCGGCUGCCUCAUCUGUGUUGGAUGAAACUUUUCAAAAUACAGAAUCUCAAUCAGAUUAUUCCCAACAAAUUAUUAAUUCCAUCCAGAUUCUACAAACAAUCGCUUCAGCUUUGAAUACCGGGGAAAAUAACUUUUCACAGAGCCCUGCUCUUAGCCCUGCUAGAUCACCAAUCUCUGAUAUUUUAAACGCAUCUGAAGUCUCAGACUAUUUCAGACAAAUUAACGAUGCAGUCCGUGGUUUAAAUGACUACAUAUCUCCGCAAAACUCACCCGUUGGUUCACCGGCUACUUCGUCUAGCAUUUCAUUAGAUGAAGGUUUUCAAAAUACAGAAUGUGUGUUACCAUCUGAAACAGUUUCUGCAGCAAAUGAUCAAGCACGGUAGCAACAGCAGCGAGGAGGUAAUCUAGAUCAAAAUCAGAGAAUUGAACGUCAGCGUUUCAAUAACAUUGAAAUAAGGAGAUCGUUAUCAAUCGGGCCUCCAACCCAAGCUGUACCUGACAUUGCUGAAUUCUACACCGCAGUUAUGAAUGUUUUAACUGAUCUGGCAAUUGAUGCAAGAUCAAUAGCUGAACGUAAUGACUUUGUACAGUUAGAAUUAGUGUGGGGUGAUAUUUCUCAUCACAUAAAUAUCUCUGUUACUGAUAACGACGCAAUCCUGCCUGCAUUUGAAGAAUUUUUAGAUGAGCUCGUUCAAUCUAAUGCAGAGCUGCCCUCAGAAAGUAAUUUGGAGCUGAUUCUUCAGAUAGUCAAGAAUCCUACAGGAGGUUCAAAACGCAAGGCUGAAAGAACAUUGGAAUGUGAAUUGAUUAAUAAGAAGAGGCGUCACCUGUAUAUUGUAGAAAAUACAGGAAAUAAAUUGUGUUUUGCUACCAGCCUGGCACA